This is a messenger RNA of Aspergillus oryzae RIB40, 1482 nucleotides long. Its product is annotated as misato family protein. Gene Ontology annotation, cellular component: cytoplasm. The coding region runs from base 1 to 1482 and encodes 493 amino acids. Gene Ontology annotation, biological process: mitochondrion distribution. The record is from RefSeq and is a predicted model, not a curated record. NCBI's taxonomy places the organism in Eukaryota, Fungi, Ascomycota, Eurotiomycetes, Eurotiales, Aspergillaceae. The transcript is spliced from 4 exons.
AUGCAUGAAAUCGUUACCCUUCAACUAGGGCAGCGGGCCAAUUAUUUGGCUACUCAUUUCUGGAAUCUCCAGGAGUCUUAUUUUACCUACAAUGGAGAAGAGGAAUCUCCGGUGGACCAUGACGUCCAUUUUCGUCCUGGUGUGGGUGCAGAUGGGACAGAAACCUUCACCCCUAGGACAGUAAUAUAUGACUUAAAAGGCGCUUUUGGUACUCUUCGAAAGUAUAACGCUUUGUAUGAAUUGACCGAGGAUGCAAACCUCGGCCAAGGCUUAUGGGAUGGGAAAGAAGUCAUACAACAACAGACACCAAUCUCUCAAAGCGACUACCAGAAGAAUCUAGAUGCAGGGCUCCCUGCUCCCAAACUUACAACCGAAACAGUUCGGUACUGGUCUGAUUAUAAUCGCCUCUUUUAUCACCCCCGUUCCAUUGUUCAGUUGAAUGAUUAUGAGCUGAACAGCAUGAUUAUGCCUUUCGAAGAUUGGAGUGUCGGAGAAGAUUUGUUUAGUGACCUUGACAAAGAGCAUGAUCUUCUGGAUAGAGAUGUGAGACCAUUCGCGGAGGAGUGUGAUCAAUUACGUGCAAUUCAAUUGUUCACAAGUUCUGAUGAUGCUUGGGGUGGUUUCUCUGCUAGAUAUGUCGACAGGCUGCGAGAUGAAUUUGGCAAAAAGUCUAUCUGGGUAUGGGCGAUUGAAGGUGGAUCAAGGGUGUCUCGACAAACCCAACUUAAACGGGAUAUGAAUAAAGCCCGGACGAUAUACAGCAUCUCUCCCCAGUCAUCACUGUAUACGCCAAUUAUUGAUCCGCCUAGCCACACUCUAAGCAAAGUGCAUUUCGACCCGCAUUCCGAAUGGCAUACUACUGCACUUAUAAGCUCUGCUAUGGAAAGCGUUACGCUCCCAACCCGUCUUCGGCAAUUCCAUGACUUCGAGUCCUCCUUAGCCGGUGAUGACGGCACUCACAAAAUAUUUGAGUUGCAAUCCUCCGUCACCGCGGACGAUGGAGGCAACAGACAGCACCUACCCGUUAAAGGACCAUUGACUGAAACAAAUGCCUCGGAACAGGGAGCCGCGAAAUCUCAAGCAAAAUUUGAAUUGGACUUUACCUACGAUGGACGUGGAAGCAGUAACUCACAUAUAUUCAACCAACUUCAGGUUUGGCGUGGAACCAACCUUGACCAGGACAAGGGGUCCGUUGCUCAAGAGGAUAUUGGCCUCUCUCGGAAGCAGCGCUACUACAAUUCAGCACCAAUGUUCCAAAGCUACCCUAGUCAUAUGUUCUCGGGUGCAAAGCAGAACAAGAUAAAUGUUCUCGCAGCACUUACUGCAUCCUCUCGGACAGCGGAAAGAAUCAAAGUGUUGGAGACAGUUGCUGGACGAAUCAUUGGCGUCGAUGAACGUGAAACACUCGUCAAUGGACUGGGGGAGAUUCGAGAAUCUUACGAGACCGGAUGGUCGAAUGAUUCGGAUUUCAAUGACAUAUAG